Microsporum canis CBS 113480 is the source of this 1932-nucleotide messenger RNA. RefSeq names its product electron transfer flavoprotein beta-subunit. The coding region runs from base 1 to 1932 and encodes 643 amino acids. Gene Ontology annotation, molecular function: FMN binding; flavin adenine dinucleotide binding; NADPH-hemoprotein reductase activity. Gene Ontology annotation, cellular component: cytosol. The record is from RefSeq and is a predicted model, not a curated record. NCBI's taxonomy places the organism in Eukaryota, Fungi, Ascomycota, Eurotiomycetes, Onygenales, Arthrodermataceae. The transcript is spliced from 4 exons.
AUGGCGUGCAUGAAGAAAGAUAGCACUCUUCGAACAGCUUUGAUCGCCUACGGCUCAGAGACAGGGAACUCGCAAGAUGUAGCAGAGGAGAUAGGCCGUCUGAUGGAGCGGUUGCGCUUCAACACAAGAGUAGCUGAGCUCGAUGCCCUUCAGUCGAAAGACUUAUAUGACUACCAGUUUACUGUCUUCGUUGUACCAACUACAGGACAGGGCGAUUUCCCCGCCAAUGGGCGCAAGUUCUGGAGGUCACUGCUGCUAAAGAGACUCCCUCCCACAUUCUUACAAGGGAUCAGUUUUGUUCUCUUUGGGCUUGGGGACAGUUCAUAUCCAAAGUUUAACUGGGCAUCACGGAAGCUCUAUAGACGGCUACUGCAACUUGGUGCAGACGAGCUGUACCCACGCGGAGAAGCAGAUGAGCAACAUCCAGAAGGACUUGAGGGAACAUUUCUACCCUGGUCUCUGGACCUGCGCAAACAUCUCCUAGAUAAGUUCCCUCUGGAAGAAGGACAGCACCCAAUCCCAGACGACGUUCGCCUACCACCUAAAUGGAUUCUUGACCGCCAUGAGCGGAGGGAUGAAGAGGAUAUCGUCCAACAGACUAGAGUACCCAACGCAAAACUACUAUCCAGAACUCAUGAGUUCCGCCCUUUAGAUCAUGAUACCCGGCCACUUCCUGGCUCUAUUCCAGCGACUCUUGUAGCGAAUACUCGGAUGACACCGCCAGACCACUGGCAAGACGUUCGACAUUUAGUAUUAACCGCCUCUGAGCCAAUAUCAUAUGCGCCGGGCGACAUACUGCAUAUUACUCCCAGAAACUUCCCCCAGGAUGUAGAUAGGCUUAUAGCACUGAUGGGGUGGGAAGAACAUGCCGACAUACCUCUACAGUUUGUCACCGGGGACGGCUCCCCUCCAUGCACCUCGAUCUCUGCACCAUCCAUUCCAUUCUUACUCUGCUCGCCAGGGUUUACUCUCCGCGCGCUUCUUACAGACUAUCUAGAUAUCAUGGCCAUCCCAAGACGGUCGUUUUUCAGCCAAGUUGCCCAUUUUACAAACGAUGAAAUGCAUAAAGAGCGUCUUUUAGAGUUUACGAACCCAGAGUACAUUGAUGAGUUUUACGAUUAUACCACCCGUCCGAGACGGAGUAUACUGGAGGUCUUGACCGAGUUUGAUACCGUCAAAAUUCCAUGGCAGCUGGCCUGCACCGUCUUUCCGGUCCUUCGGGGGAGACAGUUCAGUCUGGCGAGCGGCGGAAAGCUGAAGACAUUGCCGGACGGUGGUACACGAUUCGAGCUGCUGGUGGCUAUAGUGAAGUAUCAGACGGUGAUAAAAAGAAUACGCCAGGGAGUCUGCACACGGUAUCUGGCAGCCUUGCAGCCCGGCAGCACGCUGAAAGUCCAAGUGCAGAAAGGAGGUCUCCAGUCGUCCACGAAACAGCUCUCCGACCCUUCCGUUCUCAUUGGCCCUGGGACAGGCGUUGCUCCGAUCCGCUCAUUGCUAUGGGAAAAAGCAGCGGUGGCAGAGGAGUUCAGGAAGCUACACGGUCCAGGUGGGCCACUACCUCUGGGGCCGGUGAUACUGCUAUACGGUGGCCGUAACCGGUCAGCAGAUUACUUCUUCGAAGCCGAGUGGGAAGAACUAAAGUCCCAGCUCAGCCUCACCGUCAUCACUGCCUUUUCGCGGGACCAAAAGAAGAAGUUCUAUGUCCAGGACGCGUUGCGGGAGAAGUCUUCGGACUUUUACGAUCUGCUGCACGAGAAGGGGGGGUCCGUGUUCGUGUGCGGCUCGUCUGGCAGGAUGCCCCAGGCCGUCCGCGAAGCCUUGAUAGAGACGUUUCAGGCUCCGCUGGGUGAUUCUGCUGAGAGCAGACAGACGGCAGAGAGGUACCUCAUAGAUAUGGAAAAGACCGGACGGUAUAGACAGGAGACAUGGUAG